Vanrija pseudolonga is the source of this 4477-nucleotide messenger RNA. RefSeq names its product DNA-directed RNA polymerase, mitochondrial (gene RPO41). Gene Ontology annotation, cellular component: mitochondrial DNA-directed RNA polymerase complex. The coding region runs from base 244 to 4317 and encodes 1357 amino acids. Gene Ontology annotation, biological process: mitochondrial transcription. The transcript is spliced from 2 exons. NCBI's taxonomy places the organism in Eukaryota, Fungi, Basidiomycota, Tremellomycetes, Trichosporonales, Trichosporonaceae. The record is from RefSeq and is a predicted model, not a curated record. Gene Ontology annotation, molecular function: mitochondrial promoter sequence-specific DNA binding; DNA-directed RNA polymerase activity.
AUCCUUUGAUUGUCGCAUACCCCACACUAGCAAGUGUACUCAACGACAGCACCUACAACAUCUUCAUCUCUCAGCAUAUACCAUCGACUGCAUACAACUAGACAAGGAGACUCUUCAUCAAACUCGACAUUCGAAACCCUUUAGCUAGGGCUAGAAACACAAGUCACUUUAAAAGGCAAAACAAACCACAGGCCACACGACCAGGUCACACGGUCACCCACCCCCAUCUCACUUCAGUUCACAAUGCUUCGCUCGCAAAUCAAGGUCGCAGCCCUUCGUCGCACACCUCACGCCUCAUCAUCCCGCCUCCCCUCAACAUGUGUGAGCUGUGCUAGGUCAUAUGCCAAGCCUACGACCCCGGCAGCGGCGCAGCCAGCACUUGCCGAGGCCCACGGCCGGGUCAUGGACCCAGCAAUCUUUGCCAGCAACCGCGAGUCGCGGUACGAAGAGCCUCACAAGUUCAACCCCCACCCGGAUAUGAAGAUCUCGCAUGGUCCCGGCCGCAGGCUGCCUUCCAUCCAGCUGCCAUCACCAUUGCCGAUGGACGUCGAGGUGCCCAUGUCGUCGCUCCAGGCCGAGCUCUACAAGCCGACCAGCACAGUCGACACGAUCGCCAUGCUUUCCAUCUGCUCCAGCCGCCCAGAAUUCGUUCCCCGCGCUUAUCAGAUCUUCACCCAGCUUCUCGACGACGUCAAGGCUGGCCUCGCACGCCUCCCCUCUUCCGAGGUCUUCGCCAACGUCAUCAAAGGUGUCGCCGCCCUCGCCGUGAAAGGGACAAAGGCUCAAUCCGAGCGUGAGGCUGCCCUCUGGCGCCAUCGCGCACUCCAGCUGGUUUGGGACUGGGAGACGACGCACAAGGGAACUCGCGGUAUCCCUAUGCUGGACCACGACGGUGUUCGUGUCUACCGCGGAUGGUUUGCCGGUCUCGUGAGCUCCAACUCGCCACUGGACUCGAUUGUUCCUUACAUCGAGAACCCCAACCUGGGUCUCACGCCGCUCCUUGCGAACCUGCAGACCUCCGACCUGGAGAAGGCGCUGAAGAAGCUCGCCGACUUUGCCAGGCGUGGCGCGCGUGCCGACCUUCUGGCGCAGAUCACCGAGCUGCAAGGCAUCGAGCGGGAGAAGCGCGAGUUCAUGGAGCGCGAGGUCGUGCCCGAAGUGUCGCCUGUCCUUGUCGUUCCCAAGCAGCCCAAGACUCGCAAGCUCUCUCAUCUCCCGGAAGUCAAGGAGGCUGACCGCAGCGAGCUCGGCCCCCAAGCUCGCUUCACCAUCACCAACCUCCGCGACACUCUCACGCACAUCAACUCGCCUUUGAGCACCUUCCAGCGACAGAUGGAUCUCGAACGCGCCUCGUACGCGGCCGCCGAGGCGGAGCUCGCCCACUCCGCCAAGGCCUUGGAAGAGGCUGGCCUCUCCGACGUCGUUGGCAAUUCUCGCCUUCAGCGCGACGAGCUGCAAGGCCACAUGCACCGCUGGCAUGUCCUGUUGACCGAGUACCUCGAGCAGGACAUCAAGGAGAUGCGCGAGCGGGUGGACAACAAAAACUUGACCAAGGCUGAACUGCUAGCCCCAAGGUACUCGUCCAACGCCAAGAUGAAGGACAGCGCCAUGCUCCUUUACUUGACCGUCCUCCCCCCCAAGAAGAUGGCCCUCAUCACCAUCCUCGAAGUCAUGCGCAUGAUCGGAUCCGGAGGCGUCACAGACGGCAUGAAGACUUUGCGAGGUGUCUUGUCUGUUGGCAAGGCAGUCGAAACAGAGCACCGCGCCGAGACUAUCCGCACCGUUGUUGGCACCGACUCUGCCCUGUGGCAACGCGCAGUCGACUCGCAGACGCAAAAGCCUUCGCGCAGGAACAUUGGAGAACUGUGGACCCAGAUUGGAAAGGAGCGAGAGCAGAGCGCCGCCGAGUCAACUCAGGACAUGAGCAACAAGAUCAACGCCGAUCUUCGCUCCGUCUGGACCCCGCCCUGGUCGCAGAUGCUUCAGAUGAGCCUUGGAAGCCACCUUGUUGAGGGCCUCAUCAAGAUCGCCAAGGUCCCGCGCACUGGUGUCGAUCCCUUGACUGGUGAGAAGGUCACCGAGGAGCAGCCAGCUUUCAACCACGAGUACGAGUACUUGCGCGGCAAGAAGCUCGGUGUCAUCCGCCUCAACCCAGUUGUCGCUUCGCGCUUGGCUGCCGACUCGGUUCGCCAGGUGAUUCACCCCAAGCACCUGCCCAUGCUUGUUCCCCCUCGCCCAUGGACCCAGUGGAACGACGGCGCGUACCUUGCCACCCCCGUCACGAUGAUGCGCUUCAAGGACUCUGUCGAGCAGAUGAACUACCUCAAGGCUGCUAGCCAAAACGACCACCUCACCCCGGUUUUCCACGGUCUUGAUGUCCUAUCGUCGACUCCUUGGCGCAUCAACCGUGGAGUCUUUGACGUUGUGCUCGAGGCGUGGAACUCGGGCGAGGCUAUCGGCGAUAUUCCUGCGACCCCCGACAAGACAACCUACGUGAUGCCCGAGAAGCCGGACCCGAGGGACACGGACCCGGCCAAGCGAUCGUCGUACGUGCACAACCUCAAGAUGGUCUUGGCCCAGCAGCGCAAGGACCACGCCGAGCGAUGCAAGUACAACUACAACCUCGAGAUUGCCCGCUCGUACCUCAACGACGUCUUCUACAUUCCCCACAACAUGGACUUCCGCGGUCGCGCCUACCCGAUCCCGCCUCACCUGUCGCCUGUCGGUGACGAUCUUUGCCGUGGCUUGUUGACGUUUGGCAUCAAGAAGCCCCUUGGCGCGCAAGGCCUCAAGUGGCUUCAGAUCCAUCUCGCCAACGUGACUGGCUUUGACAAGGCCAGCUUCGAGGACCGUGCCAAGUAUGCCCAGGAGCACGAGGCCGACAUCUUUGACUCGGCCGACAACCCGCUCACUGGCCGUCGUUGGUGGCUCAAGGCCGAGGACCCGUGGCAGUGCCUCGCGGUGUGCAAGGACCUGACCGCCGCCCUCCGCUCGCCCGACCCGACCAAGUACGAGUCGAGCCUCCCCGUGCACCAGGACGGCACCUGUAACGGCAUGCAGCACUACGCUGCCCUCGGUGGCGAUGUGCGCGGUGCCAAGGCUGUCAACCUCGAGAAGGGUGACCGCCCCGCCGACAUUUACACCGGUGUCGCCGACCUCGUCAAUGCUUCGAUUGAGGAGGACAAGAAGAACAAUGUCCCUGUGGCGCUGCUUAUCGACGGACCCCUCGGCCGAAAGGUUGUCAAGCAGACUGUCAUGACGACUGUGUACGGUGUCACGUUCAUCGGUGCCCGCGAUCAGAUCGCCAAGCAGCUCAUUGCCCGUGGCGGCCUUACCGGCGACGACGUCUACAUGGUCUCUUCGUAUGUCGCCCGCAAGGUUCUUGCCUCGAUCGGUGAUCUGUUCAGUGGUGCCCGUGCUAUCCAGGACUGGCUCACAAUGAGCGCUCGCCUCGUUGCCAAGUCGAUCCCUCCCGAGCGUCUGUCGAUUGCCACUGCCCCUGAGGACCCCAGCAAGAAGAAGAGGAAGUCGGACGCGGGCAAGGGACGUCUGUCCAAGGAGCUCAUGACGGCCGUGGUGUGGACCACGCCGUUGGGCCUCCCAGUUGUUCAGCCGUACCGCAAGGCUGCCAAGAAGCAGAUCAUGACUUCGCUCCAGACCGUCUUCAUCCACGACCCCAACGCCCCGUCCGAGGUUAGCCCUCAGAAGCAGGCCACUGCCUUCCCUCCCAACUUUGUCCACUCGCUCGACGCCACGCACAUGCUGCUCACUGCCGUGCAGUGCAACCAGUCCAACAUUCAGUUUGCGUCGGUGCAUGACUCGUACUGGACGCACGCGGCGACUGUCGAGCCCAUGUCUGAGGUCAUCCGCGACACGUUCAUCCACCUGCACACGCAAAACUUGAUCGGCGAGCUGCACGACGAGUUCCUCGAGCGCUACGGCGACAACUGCAUCCCGAUCAACAGGGAUAGUGCGUACUUUAAGAACAUUGCGGAGAAGCGCAAGGCGAGCGAGAAGAGGACCAAGGCUGUCGAGGCGUCUGAAGCAGCGGUUGGGGAGGUCGAUGACGCUACCGCCUCGCUCGCCGAUGCCGAUGCCGAUGCCGACGCCGACCAAGACCCUGACUCGGCGAUUGUGAACGAGAAGGUUGUCGAGGGAUCCGAGGGCAUUGACCUGUCCGAGGUUAACGAGGACAUGGAGGUCCUGACGCUCAACGGCCACAAGUUUGUGCGCUUCCGCGACAUUCUUCCCCGUCCUCCACCUCGUGGUGUGUUUGACGUUGAGAAGAUCCGUGACUCGGCAUACUUCUUCUCGUAGACGAGAGGCGAGCUCGGGCUCGGCCGAGCCACGACCACAUUUGUGGCACUACUACACCAUUCUAAAGUCCGCCGCGGCGCAUGCGGCGGUUGUACGAGUGCAUUUUUUGUCUGUAAGCAUUAGCAUAGUGUGGGUUAUGCAUUCCACCGUUCAUCUUGGA